GGUGAUUGAUCUUGAAAAGUGUUUCUGUAGAAUGAAGAACAAGAGUUUCCAAGAGUGAGCAGUCAAGUCCCUUUGUCUCCCAAAGAAGAAGAUGAAGAUCAAGUCAGCGGCUCAGAUGAAGAGGGUAUCGAGAGAGGAAACUGGACCGGAAGAUUUGACUUUAUUUUGUCGUUACUUGGCUACUCCGUUGGCCUUGGCAACAUCUGGCGCUUCCCAUAUUUAUGUUACAGUAAUGGCGGAGGAGCUUUCGUGAUACCUUUCAUAGCGAUGAUGCUGCUGGCUGGGCUACCUCUGAUGUUUAUGGAACUGGCCAUUGGUCAGUAUGCUAACCUUGGACCUGUUGUUUUAUUUGAGCGUUUCUGCCCACUUUUUCAAGGCCUUGGUUAUGGAAUGAUCCUGGUCUCAAGUGUUGUAAUGCUGUAUUAUAAUGUUAUCAUUGCUUGGACUCUCUUUUAUACGUUCGCUUCUUGGGCCAGGAGGCUUCCCUGGGAAAACUGUGAUCCUGAAUGGAGUACAAGCGCAUGUUACUCCUAUCAAGAUGCUGAUGCGUGUGAUCUGAAAAAUGGAACUUACUUCAACCAAACCUGUUUCAGUUCGAAUGUAUCAAGCGCCCUAAAUCUAACAGAACUCGUCAAAAGCAUGCACAAGAAAACCCCAGCCGACGAAUACUUUCUACAUUAUGUGUUGGGCAUAUCAAGUGGAAUCGAAGAAACUGGCGAAGUAAGAUGGCCUUUAGCUCUAAGUCUUCUACUAGCCUGGAUCAUCGUGUUUGCUUGUUUAUCCAAAGGUGUACAGUCUUCGGGAAAAGUGGUGUAUUUCACAGCUUUGUUUCCGUAUGUGGUGCUCAUAAUCAUGUUCUUCCGAGGGGUAACACUACCAGGCGCUAAGGAAGGGAUCUUGUGGUAUAUUACACCUGAAUGGAGUUUACUUGGCAAAGCUCAAGUGUGGGGCGAUGCUGCUGUUCAGAUAUUCUUUGCCCUUAGCCCAGCGUGGGGCGGUCUUAUAACUCUGUCUUCCUACAAUCCGUUCCACAAUAACUGCUACAAGGACGCAAUAAUAGUUUCUUUGUCGAAUGUGCUAACAAGUAUUUUUGCUGGCUUUGUUAUCUUUUCUGUGAUUGGCUACCUGGCCCAUGAGUUGAAUGUGGAAGUAGAGCACGUGGUAGAUCAAGGUGCCGGAUUAGCUUUUAUUGUUUAUCCUGAAGUGGUGGCAAGACUUCCUAUAGCUCCUCUGUGGGCAUUCUUGUUCUUCAUUAUGCUGUUGACUCUCGGUCUUGACAGUCAGUUUGCUCUCCUAGAGACUGUAACAACUGCCAUCCUCGACAGCUUCCCGUUUCUCAGAGAAAAGAAGACAUUUGUGGUGUUAGGUGUAUCCAUUUUUGGAUUUCUGGGAGGUAUAAUCUUUACCACAAGGGCUGGCGUGUAUUGGCUAGAGUUAUUCGACAAGUACGCGGCUAACUUUUCAGUACUCCUAAUCGCCAUAGCAGAAUGUCUUCUGAUAUCCUGGAAUUAUGGUGCUGAUCGUUUCCUGAACGACAUUGAGAAAAUGAUCGGUCCACGUUCCAAUGCUUGGGUAAUAUUCUGGUCAAUAAUGUGGAAAUAUCUAACCCCAGCUACUCUUCUGUUCAUUCUGUUCUUCAACUGGAUCGAAUAUGAACCAGCCAAAUCAGGAAACUAUAUAUUUCCAGCAUGGGCUAACGCUGUUGGAUGGAUAGUUGCUUUUCAACCAGUAGUCGUUAUUAUCGGUGUAUUGUUUUGGAAGCUUUGUUCUCUACCAAAAGGAUCUCUCAAACAGCGUUUUAUUAUUCUGCUGACACCCAGAGAGGAUUGGGGACCCGCCCACAAACACGAACAAAUGAAGAACAGUGUUUAUGAUGACGAUGGAAUUAACGGAGGUAUUAUACGAGAGAACUCCUUCGACAACCCGAACUUCAACGUUACCUACACUUUUGAGACUGCUAUAUGAAAAACUUUAAUAGAAGACAAACAGAAAACAAACUUUUUUGUCAUGUAGUUCUGGAAACUGAGCUCAUUGUAGUAAUUCGUCCUCACCAAAACAUUCUCACGGUUUUUUCAAUGAGGAAAGCUGUGAUAUAUGUUAUCACUUAGCUGAAGGGUCAAAACUGGCAGCUGUUUGGGACUGUAUUGUACGUGAAGUGGGUGACUUGUAGUUACUGUUGAAAUACAUCGGUCGGUGACUUCCAAGUAAAGCAAACUGUGAAAUAACUUAGAUUACGUUAUAAAUUUAAAUGCUGUCUGAUAACUCACAUAUCUUGCUCCCUAAUAAAUCUUCUAGAGUAAACUUUAGUAGGUUUGCUGUAGUUUGGCGUCCAUGGAUGUUUCUUCAUGCUAAAAAUACCACCGCAUAUUACGUAGUCUAGCUUGAAAUCAAAGUGGGUGUACUUAAAUGGUUCAAUUGGAACUACCAAUUAAAACCAAUAAAUCACAAGUAAAUCACACAAAAAAAAUUCUAAGGUCGCUCAAGCUUGUUUUCUAAAUCUGUCCUCUCUCUUCUUUCUCAGCAAUAAAAGUAAUAGAGUUUAAGAAUUAAAUUUCAUUUUGUUUAUUGAAGAACCAUAUAUGUUAUAAUAUGGUGGAAGAUUAAAGUUAAUUAAAACAAGCCUGGCAUUGUGGCAAUAUUAGAGUUACCUUUUGCAAUAGGUUACUUACCAUUUGCAGGGGCUCACUUCUAGCUCUAGGAACAUGUACAGCUACUUAUCCAAGAUAGAUUAUAUAGUAGUAAUAUACAAGUCAGUCAUGUGUGUGUAUUUAUAAUGUAUAAGGUAGUACAAAAUAGUUACCACAAUAUUUGAAACGAAAAAAAAAAAGUGUGAAAGUAAAAUGAAAACUCGAACCACUAUGUACCUAGAAUUAGAAUUAAUUAUUGGAACAGAAAAUUAAACACAGGAAACUGGGUAUGUACAGAAAGUUAACUAAACUUUAUGAAAGUUUAAAAUAUGCUCCAUGGAUCUCUGUCCUUGUAAUGUCUGUGUCGGGUUCUACCUUUGUGUCAUUCAGCCGAUUGUAAUACAACAUGUAGCACUGAUAAUCAUCUAAUAAUCAUACCUAUAGUGAUUAUAUUUUAACACGAGUCUGUCCAAUGGAAUGUUAAACUAUAAUGAACUAGACAGACACUGCAAGGACAAAAAUUCUUUGUUUUAAGUUACACCUAGGAUUUUAUUUGUAUAAUACUAUUUUUUUGUUUCCAUCAUUACGUUUCAAAAGUAUAGUGCUGCAACUUUUUUUGUACAUAUACAUUAUAUUUAGACACACGAGUACGUGUAUCUGUGUGUGUGUGAGUGUAUAUACAUAUAUAUAUAUAUUUAUAUGUGUAAUUGAUAAUCUAGCAGAUCUCGUAGAAGCUCGGAAUUCCGCGUAGAAACUCGUGAAUUACUGCUUUAUUAGAUUUUAUUUCUUAUUCCUACAUUUGUUAUAUUUGCUAAUUGAUCUUUAUGAAGGGCUUAAGCCAAAAUAUCCUGGGCACAACUCCUCUUAUAAUUGUUUUAAGGUGUUUUGUUUUGUUUAGCUCAAAUGUUUCUCUUUAGAUUUGUUUGCUAAUUUAAGCCAUAACAAUCGUUGAAGUUUUAUGAGUUUCAGAAAUCAGUAAUCGAGUUUCCAGAGCUGUGAAUGAUCACUUGCUCAUUAGAUUUUGUUAAAAAUACAUUUGAUCUUUUUGUCAGUUUUUUUCGAUUUGUUUUUGUUUAUCUUUUAGGUGAUAGGUUAUGGAAGAACGGGUGAGUAUGUAGUGGUCUCGAAUUUGUAUAUACAGCAUGUAACUUGUUUGGAAAAGUGUACAAAUAAUAAAAGAUGUUAGAUAUGA
This is a messenger RNA of Limulus polyphemus (Atlantic horseshoe crab), 3819 nucleotides long. Its product is annotated as sodium- and chloride-dependent glycine transporter 2-like. The coding region runs from base 268 to 1965 and encodes 565 amino acids. The record is from RefSeq and is a predicted model, not a curated record. Gene Ontology annotation, cellular component: membrane. Lineage: Eukaryota; Metazoa; Arthropoda; Merostomata; Xiphosura; Limulidae. The transcript has 13 exons. Gene Ontology annotation, biological process: sodium ion transmembrane transport.